Haliotis rubra (blacklip abalone) is the source of this 6775-nucleotide messenger RNA. RefSeq names its product calponin homology domain-containing protein DDB_G0272472-like. The record is from RefSeq and is a predicted model, not a curated record. NCBI's taxonomy places the organism in Eukaryota, Metazoa, Mollusca, Gastropoda, Lepetellida, Haliotidae. The coding region runs from base 384 to 2057 and encodes 557 amino acids. The transcript is spliced from 14 exons.
GACACAUAAUACCGGUACUCGCGUAAGGAUAUAUAGUUUUGCAUAGCAACCUGAAUGGAGUCACGUUUUCAUGGAAACUGGCGGGAUGGUGACGCCAAAGUUUGAAUGUCAAAAUAGCGAAAGGACUGAAUUGACAUGUCGUCCCGAUAGUAUCAUUUAAAUCUUGAUAGAAUAAUUGAUAUUUUGUGAAUUACUAUCUCCAAGACGACCUCUGCUCUGAGUCCGUGGCUGCAUGUCGGCUGCUAUGGACAGUGUCAAAGUUGCCGUUUUGUAGUCACUAGAGGAGAAAUCAACACGUGCAAGGAGCAACAACUUAGGGUCUUUCUGUUAGAUUAUUUAACAGCGACAAUAAAAUAUACGUGGAGUGAACAUAGCCUGCCAACAUGGUUCUCACUGAUCUCCCAUUUGAGCGCAGCCCUGUCAUCUACAGUCGCUACACCCUCCUCCGGCGUCCAGACAGUGCCCCGCCUGGCAACGCAGAUGAGGGGGACACAACCACUGAAAACAAGAGAUAUGCUGCAUUUCUCAAAGAGCAGGAGAGGAAAGUAGGUCCAGAUGGCUUCGUGGACUCCUCCCGGUAUGGUCACCCUUACGUUUUGCGGAAUGACCCCUUGCGGAAACGCGCCCAGUCCAACUCCGACCGGCCGAGUGUGGUCAACCUCACAUCCAGGGUCGAGCGAGACAAGAAGGACUAUGAUAAAAGAAUCAGGGUGAUCGAGGACCACAUGUGGCAGCACAAGCAGGAGGAGAGGGAGCUGAAGAGGGUGGAGGGUGACAUCAUCAAGAACCAUCGCUCAGUCAGGCACACACUCAGGGACUUCGAAAAUGCAAUCAACAAGAAACGUCUGGCUGAGGACAAGAAGUUAAAUCAUGCUUUGGAGAAGUUAACCAAAAUAUCCCAAGACCAUACUCACAAGAAGGAAGAGAGAACGAAAAAGAGAAUAGGUUUGAGUUUGUCAAGAGAUCAAGGUGCCAAACAGAUUGAUCGGAAAGUGUUUGUCAAACAAAAUGCGGUUGCGCGAGACUACCAGACAAAACUCAGCCAGCUGGAGCUCAAGAGGGUGGAGCUGUCACGCUUUAGCCAGGAGUUUGAAACAAAGUUGAGGGAGAAAGAGGUGGAGCAGUACAAGCUGAAGCAAGAGCUGGCCGAGUUGGCCAUCUCCCUCAACAUGGAGGCACAGAAGAGGCGCGUUCAGAGGGUCGACACUUCCAGAGAAGUGAAGACAGACACGACGAAGAGAAUACAUGAAAAUAACAAUGCCGACUUGUCACUGGAGUCAAAACUUAUGAGGAGUGAUGGAGAUGGCAAGACAGCAGAGCUGCAGAAGAGGAAGCUUAGUGCUGACCUUUCCCUCACCAAGGCCCACCUGGACAUCAAGAAGAGAGAUGAACAAAGACAUUUGACGGACACACAGAUUCGACUGGAAGACAACACGACCAUGCAGAGAUCUCUCAACACAGCUGCUGUUAAUGCAGAUUUGGACCUGAAGGCUCGGCAGAUUGAACAGAGACUUGAGGCCCACAACACUCGCAGGGUGACACAGCUGCACAACAGUAUGCGUCAGAAGAAGGACAAGGAGGAGUCCCAGCAGGCCGUGUGGGAGGCGCGCUUCAAGAGGCGGCACGCAGAGCAGCAGCGGAGGGAGCAUGAAGACUCACUCAAGUUCUUUCAGAAAAUGGUUGUGAAAGGAGAAGAUACAGAGCAGAACUUAUACCAGAAGGUGCGGAAUGCUGAGUAUGCUCGGCAGAAACAGGAGCAGGCUGUUAGACGGCUUCAAAAUGAUCUACAGGAAACCAAGAGGAUCAGCGCCAUCAAGUUGAAGAAGGAAAUCGCUGAGCGCCAUCAGCAGGAACAGGAACUGGAACAGAAGCUCAUCCGGGAAAAGGCUGAGCUGGACAAGACACACGCUCAGAGGGAGGAGAGCUACAUGAAGCUGCAGAAUCAUCGCCAGCACCUGAAGGAGGACCAGUAUCUGUUGAAGGAACACGAGAAGGAACAUCUCCGCCUCAUCCGCAUCGGAACCAAGACAGACAUGGCCAACUCGGACUUGUACUAGAAUGUCACUAAAAUGGAUCACCAGUAACUUGUUCUAGAACACCACAUAGAAAGGGGCACCUGGGACGUGGACUAGAACACCUCACAGACAUGAACACCUCUGAUGCGUACUAGAAUGCCACUAAAAUAGGGUCGCCUCUGACUUCUACUAGAACACCAUUAACAAAUGGCCACUUUUUCAGUAAAAGAACAUCAAACUGCUCUGAGCUGAGGGGGACCUUUGAUUUAUGUGGCAAUAACUUGAAAUUUUAAAGUUAUGGAUUAUGACAAUGUCACUUUGAUUUACAAAUUUUACAUUCUUACUUUUUAAUACUGAUUUCAGGUGUACUGUAUCCUGCAAAAAAUGCUGCACUGUAACAUACAACAACUGUACUGUAGUGUGCAACAACUUACUGUAGUGUGCAACAACUGUACUGUAGUGUGCAACAACUGUACUGUAGUGUGCAACAACUUACUGUAGUGUGCAACAACUGUACUGUAGUGUGCAACAACUGUACUGUAGUGUGCAACAACUGUACUGUAGUGUGCAACAUCUGUACUGUAAUGUGCAACAACUGUACUGUAGUGUGCAACAACUGUACUGUAGUGUGUAAGAAAUAAGAGUAAAAGGAUUUGUUAUCUCCCUAAGACUGGGACCAGCUGAAGAGCGUAAUUUAACAACGUGCAUUCUGUCCACAUGGAGGAGCAUUCAGUAUUCAUUCAUAUUUGCAUCAUAGUGUUGCUCUUGUAGACUGGUGUAAUGGCACCAGAGUUUGUCAGGGAUGGAACUUUGCACUAGCCAGCUAGAGGGCAGAAGGAUUCUAGGCAUUUCAGGGGGUAACAUGCUUUCGUAUCAACUGCAUGGCCGUGUUUCACUGCGUUCUGAAACUGGGUGACUAGACAUGGGUUACCUUCUUCACCCUUGCUGCAGUGAGUUUCAUCUUCAGAUUAGCUUGGCUUGCUUUAGCUUUUACAUAUGGAAUGACAAUUGUAUAAAUGACAGGUGCUACUGGUACAGCAGAACGUGCUUACCACUUUCGCAGACACCUGGUGUCUUCACUGAUUAUCAGUGAUCCAGUUAUAUGAUUCUCAUUACCAUGUUAGCGUUUAUACCCAGUUGAAUCUGUUUGGGUAUUUAUUCGAGACUGUCUUUUCUCUGGUUUUGCAACUUUUGAUUACUAUUCCAACAGUAAUUUAUUGUGUUUAUUAUACAAAGACAGUGUCUGAGUACAAGUCACUUCCUAACAAGUGUUGAUCUGGCAUGAUGUACCGGCUCAACACUGUGGAAUAUAGUCCCUUAUAAGUGGCAGUCCCUUUACUGUAGACCGUCUCAUGGACGUGUCAGUCUCCGUCUCAUGGACGUGUCAGUCUCGGGAGGAACAGCAGCUGUUCUUUUAUUGAUUUGAUUGCAUUUGUUUGAUUGACACAGCCAAAGACAUGAUAAUAUACAAAUGGAUAUUUUACCAUUUAAAUUGUGUGCAUUUUCAAUUUUGCUUGUGUGUGUUCAGUUUGAAGUAAGUAGUUUGUUCAUGGUGAACAUGUUGAUUUCAUACAUACUACCAUUUUACAAGCCGAUUAACUUUUUUUAUGGCCGCUUUAGUUUUUUUAGAGCUUGUUCCAUCAUUUAGUGAGCUAUGGCCUCCCACCUUGAACAGCUGUCCCUGGUCCAGGGCUGGGUGAGGACUGGUAGAGAAGGCUUCCUUACAAGCGAGCCCAAGCAAAACAUGACUGGUAUGCACAAGGUCAACCAUUCAGCUUUCAGAAUCAGCUGCUAUGUAAUCCCACUUUCUAAUACACAACUUGUUCAAAGAAAAAUCUUGUAGAAAUUGUCAUGAAAAGCUGCUGAUGAUAACCUCCUUGAUUGGAGAGUGAAAGUGAGCCUUGACAACGCCCACUGUGGGUGCCCCGCCCCCUGUUGUAGUAGGGGAGUGGAACUGAGGGACACGCCAUCAGGAGGGGGGACCACACACGGAGCUCCACCAUAACUUCCAGCUAGCUGUAUGGAAAAUAUUGUCUCAGAUUUUAUAUGAAAGCGGUGUGUUGGGAAGCACUAUGCCUCGGGAUGAAAAGACCAAAUACAGAAGUCAUGCAUUAGCAGAAUAAACUUUUCAAUGGCAUGUAAGUGUUGAAGGGCUUUAUGUUGGCCUUCAUUAUUGGUGAAGGGUUGCUUGUUGUAGAGGCUGUUGACACUGUCAAAUGGGAAAAUGAUUAUGUGGCCCUCUGUUGCUGUAUUCAAUGUUGCGGCUACAGUAAUGUCGCCGAUAUUGUAGCAUUGGCACAUUAUCCGCACCGAUGUUGUAGCAUUGCCACAUUAUCCGCCCAUGCUAUUGUGUGUGUACACUUAUCACAAACAUUUAUCACAUGUUUCCACAGAGUGAAUGCACACAAGAAUGGAUGCUUGUAUGAACAGAUUGUCACAUAGUUCCACCUGUAUAAUGUAUUUCAUAUAGUGUUAUAUGGCUUCAUAUUGUUACACCAUGGCAAGUUCAAGCUGUGUUAUUGAGGCAGAUGUAUUACCUUUUGAGCUCAGCCCUGUAUGUGGGAACACUCCCAGACACUGUACAGGUGGGACAUAAUGGCGGAUGACACCUGUUGAAAAUGAAAAUCUGAACUUAUAUACUUAUAUUUUAGAGCUUAAAUGUUAAACUGUUUUUUGUCAAGUUUAGAUUAGACUGUCAUGAGGUACAGAUUUUGUAAUUGAGCUUUUGUAGAUAACAAUGUCAGCAGAUUUCAGGGAUAUUUAUAAGUGUGUCUCAGUUUUUACAAUUUACACCAAUUACAGAUUUAUAUCAAAAUGGUACUUGUUUUAUAUCAAUGUGCAUUUGAUAACACCACAGUAUUUCUUUUCUACUUUUUGUGUGAUGUGACAGAUUACCUUGCAGCAUUGACAAAUUUAUUUGCUUCACAGUGACAACUGUUUUUUGUGUUUGUGUGCGUUCUUAUUGUAUACCAAUGGGUGUUCUUAUUAUAUCAUGAAGCUAUUACAAGGGAUUUCUUUUCCAUAUAGCUCCAGCAGAUCUGUCAUUUAAGAUUUCUUUCAGGCUGGUUGAAGCAAAAUUCCUUACACUGUCAAUAUGAACAUAUUUUAAUAUGCAGAAUAUUUUGACUGAUUGAUUAUAUUCACAUAAAUUUCAAGAUUUUUAUAAGAUAUCAAAUUUUCGAGAGAUGUGUUUUUAGAAACUUAACCUAAUUUUCUUUAUUUCUAAAAUCUUUUUUUGUAAUAAUAGUGUUCAACAUAAACAUUGAUUUGCCAGGAGAGAGAAAGGGACACGGGACAUUUCCCUUGUGUACAACCACUUUCACCACCAUGUGGUGGAUGGCACUCCUGCUGUAGAUCAUGUUUGUGGGCCUGUGAAAGUCUACUUUGGAAUAGUCCUGGAAGUAAUUUCCAAUUCAGUUGUUUACCUAACAAUGUACACACGACCCAUUGAUUGUAUAUCAUAUGGAUUGUUAUAUAUUGUAAGUUGUCUUUAAAGAAAAGACUUAAUUUUGUGUAUCAGCAUUUAAUGAAACAAUACAGCAUUAUUAAGUAUAUGUGUUCUAGUAUGUAGAUACAGAGUACAGUCAGGUAGAGUACAGUCACCAGUGAAUGCGAACCACAGGGCAUGGUAUUCAUUGGGAUGAAAUACAUCCGAGUCCAUUGUUUUACCAAUAAGUAUGAAAAAUUCACACAUACAAAUUUGAUUGUGAUGAUGAUGUGUAUUGCACCUACCCUGGGGGCUGUACAAGUGAAGCUGCUCCUGAGGCACUAGCAGUCACAGUUCUAUAUUAUCCUACCGGGUACCCAUGAACAGAGGUGGGUGAACAGAGGCAUGUUUCCUCUCUAUGUCGAUGUUUUACUGUUAUGACUAAUGACAUGUUUGGAAGGCUAGAGUUUCCAUGAGAAUUGUUAUAGCUUGAAGUGUCUAUCUAUUCAAAGAAUAUAUUUUGAGUUGUUGUGAUAAUGUUUUCUCAGCUGUUGAAAUGCAUUUGUUUAUAUAUUUAGAGUUUUAGAUGUACCUAAUGCCAAAGCUUUAUACAGAAAGUAUUAAUCCUUUUUUCUGAUCUAUAUCUGAUAGGUUUCAACAGCUUCACUAUACUGCCUUGGUUUUUUAUCAAAUCUGGCCAGGUUUGGGACCAUUGACACAGUUACUGAGUAUGACUGAGUAUAUAAUAACGUAAUUAGUUAGUUAAAUCUCAGCACAAGAACAGUUAGUAUCUCUUUUUGUGUCCCUGUUAAGAGUUGUUAUUGUACAUUAAUGGAAAUAAAUUCAGGAAGAAUUAUGUGUUUGUUCACAUAUUAUGUUUGUAAUAGAGAAACUGUGUUUGGCUGCCGUGAUGUGUAUCAAAUUAGACAAACCGGGAAGCAAAGAAAAUAAACUGUUUGGUGUUAAUAACUGUGUCAUAUUACUUAAGUGAGGACUAUUUCCUCCAGGGCAAUCUCCAUAAUGACCUUGACCUUUACGUGGCAGGUUCUACCAGUAGAGCAGGACACACUCACCGGUUUUACUGAGACCUGGUGUCAUAUGAAUAUAUUAUGAUGUAUUGGUGUUGAUUUUUUCAAGUGUUACCUCCUCUUCCGGGACAGGUAUUACUAUCUGUAAGUCAUAAAUGUAUUUAAUAUUUGAUGUGAGCAUAUCUGUCAUACUGUGAAGUUCUUCAUUGUUUUGUAUGUGUAUUGUGUUUCUGACUUGCUGAAUAUUCAGCCACCUUGGCUGGAGUUUGUCAGUGUUUUAAAGAAGUAAAUCAUCAGUUAUCUGA